AUGAGUCAUCUUCCAGGAGUAUUGUUCUUCUGGAAAGAUUCGGAAAGACCAAUUGAUAUGAUACUUCUCCAGUCAGAUCAGUCUGAGAGUUUUGGUAAAGAAGAGCAUUUAUGCUAUUGGCAGAUCCGUUUGACUGGAAUAGCUGAGGAUAUUAUUUUAUCCUUCAGUCUUACUCUCAGAUUCAGCAGUAAUCAAUACUCAUUUACAAUAACAGAGAUUUUAAUAUGGUUGAAGUUGAAGAAGUUUUUAAGAGGAAGAAUUGAAGAUUUGAGAUUAGGAACGAAGAUUUGUGAGAACUUGUGUAGGUUUUGUUUAUUUAGAAAAGAUUUUGUAUCAAAGUUUGACAAGGUUCCUACACUGAACUACUACUGCUAUUUAUAUUAUUUUGGAUCAGAAAAAUUAUAUGACUGGGGUCAGUCCCAAUAA
Messenger RNA from Phycomyces blakesleeanus NRRL 1555(-), 426 nucleotides. RefSeq lists its product as hypothetical. The coding region runs from base 1 to 426 and encodes 141 amino acids. NCBI's taxonomy places the organism in Eukaryota, Fungi, Mucoromycota, Mucoromycetes, Mucorales, Phycomycetaceae. The record is from RefSeq and is a predicted model, not a curated record. The transcript has 4 exons.